GACUCUUGUGGCGUGAAACAGACACUGCGUUCGAGAGCCGCGUAUUAACCGACGCUGUUUUAAAUUCACACUACAUCGAACCGCGUAACUUUCUUCAGGAUGCAAGAGACGUCGUGUUCGAGCAUAUACGAAGUGCAUUGAUGAAACAUGACACUAAAAGUGAAUACCGCGUUUAAUGGAGAGUUUGUAGCGGGUGAUAAACGCUCGAACAAGACUAUCAGCACGAAGAACUGUGAAAUCUUUGGCGAGAUCAAUCUCGAAAAGUGGUACGAGCAACGCGUCGUCAAACCCACCCUAGCAUCGCUGGAAGAAUUUCAAGAACGGGAUAGCGGAAGGGCGCUGUCGCGUAUACUCAAUCAUCUCCAUCAACGUCUACACCACUGAAGAAAAGAAGGUUCUACCGAUACGGCUCGCCACACGGAAGAUGAAGAGACAUGUCAAUUUACUGUAUUUAGAAGGAGCAAACGGCGUGGGACAUUUCGCGUGGAUCAAAAACUUGUUUCGCCUCGUGAGCUCACAAUUGAGUAAAAAGAAUCAUCGAAAAUACUUUUACGAUAGAUGCUUGCACUACUUUAGUUCGAGUGAGAAGCUGGAAGUUCACACCGUAGAUUGCGAGAAGAUGAACGAAUGCGCAAUCGUAUUACCAGAUGAUGAAAGCAAGUGGCUCAGCUUCAACAACUACAUCCGGAAAGAGCAACUUCCAUUUGUGGUGUACGCCGACCUUGAGUGCAUUCUGGAGAAAACUGAUCGAGAAGCACCAAGAUCCACAUACCAGCAUCAUAAAGUAUUUAGUAUUGCAUAUUAUGUUCAAUGCGCGUACGAUUCGUCCUUGUCGGUGUACCAAUGUCACCGUUAA
Hylaeus anthracinus is the source of this 856-nucleotide messenger RNA. RefSeq lists its product as uncharacterized. The transcript is spliced from 3 exons. The record is from RefSeq and is a predicted model, not a curated record. Lineage: Eukaryota; Metazoa; Arthropoda; Insecta; Hymenoptera; Colletidae. The coding region runs from base 425 to 856 and encodes 143 amino acids.